Molecule: messenger RNA, 6626 nt
Organism: Neoarius graeffei (lesser salmon catfish)
Lineage: Eukaryota; Metazoa; Chordata; Actinopteri; Siluriformes; Ariidae
Gene: hmgcl
Product: 3-hydroxy-3-methylglutaryl-CoA lyase
Exons: 8
Coding region: 70-1083 (337 amino acids)
Biological process (GO): L-leucine catabolic process; ketone body biosynthetic process
Molecular function (GO): hydroxymethylglutaryl-CoA lyase activity
Source: RefSeq, a predicted model, not a curated record
GAUGGCGGUGUAAGUGUUAGUGAGUGUAGAUCCACUGAAGUGACACUCAGGGUGUUGUGCAGCAGCAACAUGGCGGCGGCGGCGGCGCUGGGGAUGAGGAUGAGGCUUGUCCAGACUUCAUUCCGGCCCGGUUCGGGCCACUGCUGUUUUUCUGCGGCUAAAUCAGUUCGUCUGCAUGCUACACGGCCUCUUCCAGAAAAGGUGAAGAUAGUAGAAGUUGGACCCAGAGACGGACUCCAGAAUGAGAAGACCAUCGUUCCAGCCGAGGUGAAGAUCCGUCUGAUUGACAUGCUCUCAGAGGCAGGACUUCCUGUCAUCGAGGCCACGAGUUUUGUCUCGCCUAAAUGGGUGCCCCAGAUGGCUGACCAGGAGGAAGUGAUGCGAGGCAUCAACAGGAAGCCUGGGGUGAAUUAUCCAGUGCUGGCUCCAAAUCUGAAGGGCUACAGAGCUGCUGUGAAGGCUGGAGCGAAGGAGGUGGCGAUAUUCGGCGCUGCCUCUGAGCUGUUCAGUAAGAAGAACAUUAACUGUUCUGUGGAGGAGAGUCUGCAGCGCUUCGAGGAAGUGAUGUCAGCAGCCAAACAGGAAGGAGUCCCUGUACGAGGCUAUGUGUCAUGUGUUCUGGGAUGUCCUUACGAAGGCAAAGUCUCACCACUGAAGGUAGCUGAUGUAGCGAAGCGUCUCUACGCGAUGGGCUGUUACGAAAUCUCACUAGGCGAUACGAUCGGAGUGGGAACGCCGGGCAGCAUGUCCGAGAUGCUGGAGGCGGUGAUGAAGGAGGUGCCGGUCGAUUCCCUGGCUGUUCACUGCCACGACACGUACGGGCAAGCGCUCGCUAACAUCCUGGUCGCUCUACAGAACGGCGUGAGCGUCGUGGACUCGUCAGUGUCUGGAUUGGGAGGCUGUCCGUACGCUCAGGGGGCUUCUGGAAACGUGGCUACAGAGGACGUUGUGUACAUGCUGCAUGGACUCGGCAUCCAUACGGGAGUAGACCUGCAGAAGCUGAUGGACGCCGGAUCGUUUAUCUGCCGCUCCCUCAACAGACGAACCGGUUCCAAAGUUGCUCAGGCUUCAUGUAAACUCUGACCUCAGCUCGAGUGUGGUUGUGUUUGUCCUCAUUGUGUUGAUUUUAAGCUCACUCUCUCUGAAUCAGCCAUUUCCUGCAAAAGAACAGGAAGUGUAACAAGUCCUGUCGAGCCUAAUGAUCAGAUGGACGCUAUUGUGUACGGUUUCCAGCUGAUACACACUUUCCAUUUGGGUCCAUGAUGGAAGGAAGCUGUAUGAAUCAGCAGCUUGUUUUUAGAAGACACUUGCACUUGGAUUUCUCAUGAAUAGGUUUAUAAAUAUAUAUACACACACAUUUAAUGUCUGUUUAUUAGGGAAUCAUGUAUAGAGACUGCUUCUUGUCUGGAAGCUUCAGAUUUGACAACCUGUGUGUGUGUGUGUGUGUGUGUGGCUACAGUCUGCUAUAAAUAUACAGACGCAAGUAUGUAAAGUGUCUGUCUGUCUUAUAAUCGGGGAAGCAGCUCUUCAGGGAAGUUCUUCUUGCAGCCUCGGUAUUUUCAUUUUCAACCUGAAAUCAUGAAAACGCAUAAUUUCCUGAUGAGGAACUUAGAUGAACAAUGAUUGCUCGAUUAGUGUUGUUUUAUCUUUUCUGUACAAAGUGCGAUUGUUAUCGGUUCAUCGUACCUGUUGAUCCAGUCCUACUUCGAGCCCUAAUAUGGUCCUGCAGAAGCUGCAUCCUAUCCAGAAGCCCUGACAUCAGUCACUUUUAAAGAUGUCUGUGGAGCAAAAUGUCAUCGCUGGCUCUCACGUUAAUAUUCCUUGGUAUUGCCAAGAUAUAACCACAACUACAGCCAAAACAAAUACAUGACCUGAAGUAUUAUGAAUACACACUCAGUGGCCGCUUUAAUAGGAUCAUGGUUGUUGAUUCUAAGAUCCCUGUUCUUGGCUGCAGCAGUGGAACCCAAUAUGUUCUUUCUCCUGUUGCAUGCUGAGAUGUUUUUUUUUGCUCACCACAGAUGUAAAGCGUGAUUGAGCGUUACUUUAUACUUCCUGGCAGCUUGAUCUGCUCAAUUUGGCCAUUUUCCUCUGACCUCUCUUAUCAACAAGGCGUUUGUUUCCACCCACAGAACUGUUGUUCACUCGAUGUUUGUUUGUGUUUAGCUCAUCCAGCUGUAAGCCAGCUCGGAUUAACGUAUGCGAUCACGUGUCGCCUGUCCAUCCACGAUUUACAAAAAUCGCUACUCCUCCGACAGGAUUUCGAUCAAACAGUGUUCCCCAGAUGUGUGUGUGUGUGUGUGUGUGUGCAUAAAAGUUGUCAAGACAGUGGCGCCAUCGGUCAUUUAUUCACGAUUUUAUGGACAUCUGAAGUUUUUGGGUGACUCGUCAUGUUAAACGCUAGGGCUGUAACGAUACACCCAACUCACGAUUCGAUUCGUAUUGCGAUUUUUGACCCACGAUUCGAUACACCCACGAUUUUUUUAAAAUGUGUUUUUAAAGUAGUAAAUUUGACUUAUUUACUUACUUACAUUAACUAUUUAAUAACAAAUAAUUCAGACCACUGCAGAGAAUGAGUAAUAUGUAUGCAAAAAUGAACAAAUGUAUAUCCAACGACUGUUUUAUUUCUCAAAAUAAUACUGUUGAGCCGGAAGCUCUGUUUUUUUCGGUUCUGAAAGUCAUUUUUCCAAAUCGUGUAAAUCCGUUAAGAUUUUUUUUUGGGGGGGGUGGCUCUCUCACUGUCUCACUCUCAUAGGGCCAAUGAUUUUCUGUGAUCGCGGAAAACAGAUGGAAAUUACGGAAUUUUUAUGGUGAAACGUUGCUCGCGUGUCAAAAUGUAACUGCCGCAGAAGGCUUCCGCCCAAGCAGACAUGCCUUCAGUGUUGCCAGAUAUUGCUAACGUUUUCCACCCCAAAAUAUGUUCAAAACCAGCCAAAAAGCACCUAAACCUGCCCAAUCUGGCAACACUGCAUGCCUUUCCGGUCAAGUGAUUGUGAUUGGCUUGUGGCACACCUAGCCAGCCAACGAGCUGCUUGUUUACAGAUUCGCUCCCCGCGUCGCAACCAGAAUGGCGACUGCUUAAAAGAAAUGAAUGCUCUGCCAGUGGCGAGUGCGGACGUUGCGUGACUCGCAGAAGAUUGUCGCAGGUCGGCGAAAAAACGACUUACUAAUAGAUAUAAAAAAAUAAAAGUAAUUUAAGUAAGUUUAAAAUGUAAUUUAAAUAAAAAGUAAAGUAUUCAUAAAUUGAAGUUUGGAAGCACCUCUGUUUUUGGGCUGAGGAGAAGUUUGAAAGGGUGUACCGCGAUUCUGCCUUCUUGUAUCGCGAUACGGAUCGUGGCUCUGCGUAUCUCGAUUUCGAUACGCAUAUUGUUACAGCCCUAUUAAACGCUACUCUUCGUAAACUGCUUGGGCAUUUUCACUGAAACGCGCCCAGAAGACUCUAACAACACAUUCCAGCAAGAAUUGUUCACCAGGUGGUGCCACCUACCAUGGAUGCAGCUACACAAGAGUCCUAUGCAAUUUCAAACUCGCACGCAACAGUAUGAGCGACAGCCUCAUUGAGGCUAUUUUUUGUUUUCUGCACCAUUUUGUCUGUGUAAACUCUAGAAACGGUUGUGUGUGAAAACCCCGGGAGAUCGGCUGUUUGUGAAAUACUCACUCAAACCAACACUAGGGUGCAUCAGUUGCCCUCACUUUCAUAAAAUCUGAUGCAUUUGUGUUUGGGUGUUCCUUUUCACCAAUAAAGACAUCCUGUAAAAUUUUUUGACCAUAUUCAAAAGUCUAAUGGUGGCACCAUGAGGUUCUUUUUUUUUUUUUUUGCCAAAAAACGCUUAUUUUAUGUUUUCACAUAAGGUUUGAAUCACAAUGUUGGACUCCAUUUAUUGAUUUCUUGUGACCCAGAGAUCAUGUUAAGAACCUUUGCAAGGGAUUGAGAAGCAUUAAUGUGAUUCAUAAUACAUUUGUAUUGUUUAAAAGUAGUUGAACAAUCGAUUCAAUGAACAGCUAAAACUCAAACUGUGCUUGAUAAUAUAUUUAGAAUAUGUACUAAAAAUGUGUAUCUAAGGCCCCGGUCACACCGCCCGAACUUUGCUGAAGCGUUCCUUGAACGGUAGGGAGGGGGGGCCGAAUUUCGACAACGCUAGUCACCGCGCACAAAAUGGGAAAAAAAUCGAAAACACGGGCGUUGGCUUAGCGGUGCACCGCUGAAGCCGGCGUUGCUUUAGCGUUAGUUUAGCGGUAGCGAGCGUUGGUUUAGCAGUGACGCAAGCGUUGGUAUAGCGGCGUUCUGCGCAUGCGGGCUUUGGCUCGGCGGGGGUAUAAAGUUGGUUUAGCACCAAUCAUAGCAAGUCUCUCAGCAUCCAUGGUGAUACAGUUUUACUGUAACUUUGAGCAAAUUCGAUAUAGAUGAGGUCUGAACUCAACGGCAGCUCGAUUCCAAAUGAGCUCCUGGUCCAUUUCUCCCCGUAUUUAUAGCCAAAUUCUGGUCCCGCUCUGACACCUCUAUAACAACGCCAAACCAAAGUUCAUCGCCGCCAUGGAUAGCUGCUUCAACGCCCGACACCGUUCCAGCAACCCCGUGUCCGCUCGUAAAACGCUUACAACUGCUCCACCGAAGUUUGUGCAACGUUUAAUCGCUGCCCGGGCAACGCUGGCGAAGCAGCGGUGGUCCAGCGUUCAAGAUUUCUACGUUGGCCUAGCGGACCCAAGCGUCCACGAACUUGCGUCUAGCGGUGCCAAACUUUGACUGGGCGUUGGUGGUGCGGGGGUGAACUUUGCCGGGGCGGAAAAUUGCCCCCUCCUCACCGCUCGCAAUAUUUUGUGCAGCUCAAAACUUUCGGAGCGGUAGGAGGGCCCCUCGAGAAACAUCAGCGGUGGCCGAGCGUAUACGGCGUUGCUUUAACGGGGGCCAACUUUUGUUAAACGGUGGUGAACGGUUACGAGCGGUGAUGAAUUUUUUUUCACCGCUCCAGGAACGCUCCAGCAAAGUUCGGGCGGUGUGACCGGGGCCUUAGAUAUUUGGUAUACUCUAUAAGGUGCCAUAAUGUUUCAUGAAAAGUGAUCGAAAUUUUGUCAUAAAAGUCAUAAAAUAGCAGCUUUUUCCAUAACUUUGAGCUCCUGGUGCCACCAUUAAACUUUUGAAUUUUGUCAAAAUAUUUCACCCAGUGGCGGCACGGUGGUGUAGUGGUUAGCGCUGUUGCCUCACAGCAAGAAGGUCCGGGUUCGAGCCCCGUGGCCGGCGAGGGACUUUCUGUGUGGAGUUUGCAUGUUCUCCCUGUGUCCGCGUGGGUUUCCUCCGGGUGCUCCGGUUUCCCCCACAGUCCAAAGACAUGCAGGUUAGGUUAACUGGUGACUCUAAAUUGAGCGUAGGUGUGAAUGUGGGUGUGAAUGGUUGUCUGUGUCUAUGUGUCAGCCCUGUGAUGACCUGGCGACUUGUCCAGGGUGUACCCCGCCUUUCGCCCGUAGUCAGCUGGGAUAGGCUCCAGCUUGCCUGCGACCCUGUAGAACAGGAUAAAGCGGCUAGAGAUAAUGAGAUGAGAUGAGAUUUCACCCAGUGUGUUUUCUUACCAAAAGGAACAUAACAAAAAUGCAUCAUGAUCGGAGGAACUUUUCAUUUUUAGGGGGCAACUGAUGCACCCUAACCAACACCCAUGCUACAAUGAAAGAAAGUCACACUAUGAGACCCCCCCCCAUCAUUCUGUUGUUUGAACAUUAGGAACAUUAAUUAACUGAAGCUCUUGAUUUGUAUCUGCGUGAUUUUACGCAUCGUGCUGCUGUUGAGGGAUCGGCUGAUUUUUAGAGAACCGCAUCAAACAGCAGGUGUUCCUAAUAAAGUGGCCACCAGAUGUAUAAGAUCUUGCACCCUGAAAGCACAGCAUAAUCUGCUAAAAUGCAAGUUGCUAAUGCGCCGUUUUAAGAAAAAUAAACAACCACAAGGAAUACUUUUUACACCUGGCAAAUUCUCAAUUCUGAUUGGUCAGAUUGGGGCGACUUUUUAAUUUUCUUUAACAGCAGGUUUACAUUUGUUUUUGUUUAUCGCAGGUUUGUAUUUACACAGGUUACAUGUGGUACAUCUACCGAACGUCUAACGAGAGAAAAGGCGAGGCUCAUGAGGUUGCGAGUGUUUAGAGCUGAUGUAACGUAAGCAAGGACGGGAAGUAAUGUUUCCUGGAUGUUUCACAACACUAAAUGUAACUAUAAAUGGAUAAAAAGUUUAAAAAAAAUUUGUUGGAGGACUGGAAAAAUCAUGGCAAACCUAUGCUAGGUUUUCUUCUCUAAAAGAAGAGAGAAGGGUUAAUUUUUUUUUUUUUUUAAUAAAACAGCCUGCUGAAGAGACGCAGCAGGAUGGACUUUGCUGUGCUGUUUUGUUUAAUUUAUUUGUACUUGUUUGCGGUUCUCACAGCCUGAUGAAAGACAGACGCUUCAUGCCACUGAUGUAACGUCGGACGAAAGUUUGUCUACACACGCACGAAUGUAAUUUCCUCUCUGUGUACGGAUCUUCAGUAUAUAUCUAAUCGAAUGAUUGAUUUUAUAAAUUAAUGACUUUUUAAUUUACUUCUGUACAUUUGUGUCUAUACAUCAUGUACUGACUUGAUGGUGUUUUCAAAUAAAUGGUGGUUUAUGUCAUAAAA